Messenger RNA from Rhipicephalus sanguineus (brown dog tick), 614 nucleotides. RefSeq lists its product as uncharacterized. The record is from RefSeq and is a predicted model, not a curated record. The coding region runs from base 105 to 614 and encodes 169 amino acids. NCBI's taxonomy places the organism in Eukaryota, Metazoa, Arthropoda, Arachnida, Ixodida, Ixodidae. The transcript has 2 exons.
UGUCUUCACAGGCUGUGUACAACAGAGGUGCACCCCUGCACAACUGUUGAGGCUUCGUGAACGGCACGGCGAGGCCCAUUUGCCGCCCUGCAGUCAACCAGCGCAUGCACUUCUCAGGCCAUAAAAGGCAGCACUCUGUGAAGUGUCAGUCCAUUAUGUGUGGAAAUGCAAUUGUGUGCCAGCUUGAUGGGCCAUAUGCAGGGCACAAGCAUGACGCCGGCCUCUUCCCUCUCAGUGGAUUAUACGAGAAGCUGGAAAGGUUAUCACAGGGCUACUCAUAUGAGAUAUAUGGUGGCCCUGCAUAUCCGCUGCGUCCUCUACUAAUGAAGCCUUAUGCUGGAGCCACCCUCACACGGCCGCAAGCAUAUUUCAAUAGGCACAUGAGCACUGUUCGCCAGGCGGUCGAGUGGGGAUUCGGAAAGACUGUGGCUGAGUUCGCGUUCCUAGAUUUCAAGAAGAAUCAAAAACUCCUGCAGAACGUGAGUCAAAUGUAUCGUGUCGGCACUAUACUUGCAAAUUACCACACGUGUCUGCACGGAAGUCAGACAGGAAUGUUUUUUGGCCUCCGGGCACCUGACCUGCAGGAAUACUUGAGGUGCAAAAAAAUAACUUGA